Gilbertella persicaria is the source of this 1782-nucleotide messenger RNA. RefSeq lists its product as uncharacterized. Lineage: Eukaryota; Fungi; Mucoromycota; Mucoromycetes; Mucorales; Choanephoraceae. The transcript is spliced from 5 exons. The record is from RefSeq and is a predicted model, not a curated record. Gene Ontology annotation, cellular component: U2AF complex; nuclear speck; commitment complex. Gene Ontology annotation, molecular function: pre-mRNA 3'-splice site binding; poly-pyrimidine tract binding. Gene Ontology annotation, biological process: mRNA processing. The coding region runs from base 36 to 1706 and encodes 556 amino acids.
UUUUUUCUUUCAAUAGAUAUUUGAAUAAAAAGAAAAUGUCUUAUGGUUGGAAUAGAGACUCAAAUGUCCCCCCUCAACAAUCAGCAGCAGAUCUUGCUAAUUCUUUCUUGAAUUCAGUGGGUCAAGAACUUCAAAGUGGUGUGAGUGGUGAAGGUCAUUAUGGACAUGAAGGACUAGUUCGAUACAAUGAGGAUUUAGGUUACAAUGAGGAUUAUCGUAGAAAUGACAAUAGCAGAGACAGACGCCAUAGCCGAGAUCGCUAUCAUGAUAGGUCACGCGACAACAGACGUAGAAGAUCAAGAGAAAGACGUGAGCGUUCACCUCGUCAUCGUAGUAGUCGGGAUGAUCGAGACUAUCGUCGACGCAGAAGAAGUCCAAGCCCUCGUCGUUCCAGCAGAAGACGCAGCCCCAGCUUACAACGUCGUCGUGAUAAUGAGAAUGUGAUUCCCUUGAGCAAGCGUGAAAGAAAACUUCAUAACUGGGACAUGGCACCUGCUGGUAUGGAAGGCAUGACUGCUGAACAAGUCAAAUCCACAGGCUUGUUUCCUUUGCCUGGUCAAGUUGUAGGUACCCGCACACCUCAAUCGUUCCAGCCUCCUCCUAUCAAUGGUAGUCAUCCAACUACACUCUAUCAUCAUCACGACAACGCCAUGAUGCACGAUGGUUCACGCGUUCGUGUCACUCAAGGUGCUGCUGGCCCUGUUGCCUUGAAUGCCACCUUGGCAAGACAGGCCAAACGUCUUUAUGUAGGUCAAAUUCCCUUUGAUAUUGAUGAAAAGAGCAUGGCAGACUUCUUUAAUGAGACCAUCGAACAACUCAAGUUGGCUGAUACUACACCUGUGGUGGCUGUUCAGAUCAACCAUGACAAGAACUAUGCCUUUGUUGAAUUCCAUACAUCAGAACAAGCAACCUUAGCUAUGGCUGUUGACGGUGUCAUGUUCCAAGGACAACAACUCAAGAUCCGUAGACCCAAAGACUACCAACCACCUGUUGAAGGUGUUGAAUACACAGAUUUACCCUCUCAAAUGCCUGGUCUUGUGUCUACAAAUGUACCUGAUACACCCCACAAGAUCUUUAUUGGUGGUCUUCCUGUCUAUCUAAAUGAUGACCAAGUGGUUGAAUUGUUAAAGUCGUUUGGUGAAUUACGUGCCUUUAACCUGGUCAAGGAUCCACUGACAGGGGCCAAUAAGGGCUUUGCUUUUUGUGAAUAUGCAGAUCCUAGUGUGACAGAUUUGGCUUGUCAAGGAUUGAAUAACAUGGAAUUAGGUGAUCGUAAAUUGAUUGUUCAGCGUGCUAGUGUGGGUGCUAAGCAUGGUACACUCCCUACUGAAUAUGCCACAGGUCAAUUGCCCUUGACAGUGGCUGAUUACUUGCCUAUCUCAAGUGCUAAAGAAGAAGAAGCCACUCGUGUAUUACAACUGAUGAAUAUGGUCACUCCUGAUGAACUAGAAGAUGAUGAAGAAUACCAAGAUAUUUGGGAAGAUAUUGCUGAAGAGUGUGCCAAGUUUGGUAAGAUCAUAGAUAUGAAGAUUCCAAGACCUAGUAAAGAAGGACCUGUUCCUGGAUGUGGUUUGAUCUUUGUAAGAUAUGAAGAAAAAGAACAGACAUUAGAAGCAUUGCGCGAACUUGCUGGUCGUAAAUUUGCUGAUAGAACUGUGGUUGCUACUUUUAUCGAUGAAGAAAAUUACUUGACUGAUAAUUUUUAAAAUAAAUCCCCUCUAUGCUUAGCGAGAAUUGGUGCAGUUUUAAAAAGACUGCUUUUAAUCGUAUUUUAUAAGCGAG